Messenger RNA from Saccostrea echinata, 994 nucleotides. RefSeq lists its product as uncharacterized. Gene Ontology annotation, molecular function: calcium ion binding. NCBI's taxonomy places the organism in Eukaryota, Metazoa, Mollusca, Bivalvia, Ostreida, Ostreidae. Bases 8 to 901 code for a protein of 297 amino acids. The record is from RefSeq and is a predicted model, not a curated record. The transcript has 4 exons.
GAACAUCAUGAAUGUAUUCAUAAUUCUAUCGGUUCUUUGGUUAAACGCUGCGGAUGCUGUUAAUCAUUCGUGCAAGGAUAUUUACCUAGCUAACCCCAGCAGCGCUAAUGGUACUUAUACAAUAUACAAUCGUAAAAACCAGUCAUAUAAAGUAUAUUGCGAAUUUCAUGAUAAAUUUGGAUACACCUAUGUGUCCAAGAACACUGCUGUUGAAGUCAAUAUCAACGACCUCUUCACAACAAGGGCUCAUGUCAAAGUAAGGCAUGUAAAGAAAAAUGGCGUCCAGGCAGAAACAAUUAUGGAAAACAUAAGAAACUACCCGACACAACCUCUCGGAAUUUUCUACAACCAGCAUGCAGGAUAUGCGGCAUCGGUCAAUGCGGCAAAUCUAGCACCUUAUCUUUAUUUGGGAUUCCUGCCUAUUAACCUGGCAAAUCAUGUAAAUCCGCAGGGAUAUCGCGCCUCGGGUCAGGAUUUUCAUUUUGUUAAUUGCGACAGAAACCCUAAUAGCUACUUUGUAUUUUACUUCAACCCCAACCACAAACAACCUGUUGGUUACGUCAACAAAUGUUGUGAGACGGCUCUUAUGCACUCCUGGAUAACGGUUGCUCAUAACUUACCUACAGCGUAUAAUAUGCCAGAUGAAUUUUAUUUUGACUAUGAACUACAUUUUGGAGGCUGUGGGGGGUAUGCAUUCAUUCAUCACCAUAAUGAUAUCAAUGGCGCUGCCCUCGGCGUGCGCUUUGAACAAAUGGAUCCCUGUAAGAGCUCUCCUUGCCAAAAUGGAGGUACUUGUUAUUCUGAAGGCGAGACUCAGUUCAUUUGCGAGUGCCCUGAUGGAUUCAUGGGCGAUACCUGUAAUGUCAAAGGAGAUCAUGGAAAUACUGGAAUAAUAGGCUAAAGAUACAUGUAACAUACAUGUACAGUGUAUAUUUUACCGAAGAAAAUAACAGAAAAAAGAUCUCAUUACAAUAAAGAGUCACGAAUAGAAACA